Colossoma macropomum (tambaqui) is the source of this 6201-nucleotide messenger RNA. It is a transcript of the gene st8sia6, whose product is annotated as ST8 alpha-N-acetyl-neuraminide alpha-2,8-sialyltransferase 6. Gene Ontology annotation, molecular function: alpha-N-acetylneuraminate alpha-2,8-sialyltransferase activity. Gene Ontology annotation, biological process: oligosaccharide metabolic process; N-glycan processing. Bases 533 to 1627 code for a protein of 364 amino acids. Lineage: Eukaryota; Metazoa; Chordata; Actinopteri; Characiformes; Serrasalmidae. The record is from RefSeq and is a predicted model, not a curated record. The transcript is spliced from 7 exons.
AGAAGGAAGGGAGAGGGAGUGGGGUGGGAAGGGUUGGAGGAUGGGUGGAGAAGAGAGAGGGGGGAGGUGGUAAAGAACGCAGAAGAAGCAACAGCUUGAGAUUUCGAGGCAGAGAGUGAAAAAGUAAGAGCAAGCCAACUCCUGAAAGAGAGAAAACAGAGUUAGUGACAGAGGAAAACCGAGAGGGACACGGAAUGGGCUGGGCUGGAACACAGAGGCAGUAAAACAUGUCUUAAAGUGAGAGAGCAGAGAGGAGAAUAGGACAGGAAUGUAGUCCUUUACAAAGAGCAAAGAGAGCGAGGAGAAGCAGAAAGACACAUAAAUAAAGAGGGAGCCGGGCAGCAGUAAGGAGGGAGGAAAGUAGCCACAAGAAAUGGCAACAAAGGGAAAAGAGAGAGAAAAGAGUAGAAGUGACACAAAGAGAAUAAAUAAAGACGGAACAAAGACAAGAGAAGAGGAUAUGCUGACUUCGCCGGCGUCUGUGUGUACGUCUACGCGUUCAUGAGAGUGUACAUGUGUGUGUGUGUGAGGUAUGAGGGUUCUGCUCCUAAGGCUGCUGGCCGUCCUCUCCCUCGCCUCUUUCUGCAGCGUGCUGCUCUGGCUCUUCCUCAGUAACAGUGAUGCACGUCUUCAAGGUCCACGUUUCCCUAAAAAAGAACAUGCAGACUCCAUUAAGCCAGACUUCUGCAAGGCCUGCAGGGAAAAUGUCAUCAUUGACAAAGCCCUGCAAGUGUACUCUACCAGAUGGAGAAGGCAAGAGGCGAAUUUCAAAAAGUUCAGGUCCUCGCUAAGCAGAAACUGCCAUGCCUUAUCUAAGGCUGUGGUCUCGCAGGCUAACACGCCUGUGGGGUCAAAACUCGUGUAUGAUGGAGAGAAGACAAAGCAACUGCAGGUGACAUCAGCUCUGUUCAACACAUUUGCCAAGGAGCAGCCAUUUGGAAAUGCAACAUGGAACACAUGUGCUGUGGUGGGCAAUGGAGGGAUCUUGGCUAAUAGCAGCUGUGGAGAAAACAUCAACUCAGCAGACUUUAUCAUCAGGUGUAAUCUUCCUCCACUGGGGAACGGCUAUGAGAAAGACGUAGGGAACCAGACCAGCCUGGUCACGGCCAACCCCAGCAUCCUAAUAGAGAAGUUCGGGGGGCUGAUGGAACGUCGUCGUCCGUUUGUUGAGAGCUUGCGUCCAUAUGGUAACUCCCUGCUUCUGCUGCCAGCCUUUUCCUAUGGCCACAACACACCUGUGUCACUGCGAGCCUUUUACACGCUGGAUGACUUCGGAGUCACUGGUACACAUCCUGUCUUCCUCAACCCGGAGUACCUGAGCAGUCUGGCGCGUUUCUGGCGUGGGCAGGGCCUUCGCUCAGCACGCCUCAGCACGGGCCUCAUUGUGGCCAGCCUGGCUCUGGAACUGUGCACAAAUGUUCAUUUAUAUGGCUUCUGGCCCUUCAGUCAGCACCCGCAUAGCCACCAGCCAAUCACCAAUCACUACUAUGAUGACCGGCAGAGCAAAAAGAAUGUGCACUCCAUGCCGGCGGAGUUUGAGCACCUUCUCAGGCUUCAUAUGCAGGGUGUGAUCCGGCUGCAUCUGGGGGAUUGUUCAACGACUCAGUUAAACCGCACAUCAAACUGAACACACAUAGUUUAGACUGUGCAUACAAGACCUACUAACAACCUUGGUGAAGAUGAGCAAAAAGGCUACAAAAAAGGGAUAUGGAGUUCUAAACAGGGAGUAAAAUGCCUCUUGAGCAGAACUACAAUACCCAGAGCAGGACCUGUGGGUCCAAGUCUGCUUUCCCAUUGCUGAGAGAAACAGAGGCAUGAUGGGAGCUGAAGUCAGGAUGGAUUGACAUGCAUUGGGUAGUCCAGGGGUAUCCAGUCUUAUCCACAAAUGUGGUUUUCAUUACAAAUCAGCAGGAGCACACCUGAUUCUACUUUAGGAAACCUGUCUCAAACAGCUGAGCAUGCAGGCUACUGCUUUGUUGGAAUGAAAACGUAAGACUAGAUAAGAUUGGGUGCCCCUGAGCUAGCCAAACCAACCUACACUUUAGGUUCUGACACAAAAGGACUUUUUAUUUUAUUUUUUAUGCUCAGAAGUGCUAGUCAUUUGCCUGAGAUUCUGAUCAGUUACUUAAACAAUAUUUAAACAGUUUAAGUGGUGAAAUUGUCUAGUUGUAUGCUCUAGGAUGGUUUCUAGGGCUCCUGAACCAGAACUAACACAAUCAGUGGAGAUUCUCUAUUGAAAAUCAGUUUUACUAUUUGACUGGGAAAUGGACAAAAAUAAUAAGCUGAAAGGGCUUAAGUCUAAGGAAGAGUUAAAAAAAAUCAAUCUACCUCUCAGGUCAACUGGCCCACUUUUUAAAGCAUUUAACAUUUGUAUAAUCAGGUAUAAUUAAAAAUUCUCUAUGAAAAUCAGUUUUACUUCCUGACUAAGCUACAUCUAGGAAAUUGGCAAAAAAGCUAAUAGGGGUUAAAUCUAAUAAUUGAGCUACAUCUCAGGUCAGCUGUUUAACCUAGGUAUAAUUAGAGAAGUUUAAAAAAUCUAUAUAACGUGAUAUGCAUAUAGGGGCAUCAUAGUCUCUAAUCACAGCUGUUCACACCUUGCAUCAACAUGUGUUUAUAGUGAUCUGAUUAUUUUCAAACUUCACUUAACUGGAUGCUCUUGUGAUCAGCUUACAAGCAGAUCUGGAAGUGGUCCGAGUCGGAUCGUGACCACAUUUAACACAAAUGUAAAUGGAAUUAGACUUGGGCAGUUAAACAAUAUGCACCGUUAUCAUGAUAAAUUAUGUCAUAAUGUGUCUUUCUGAGCAUAUGUGAAUAUCAUCAUGACUUGUAGGACAAUGAACAACUGCAUGUUUUGUUACAUAAGUACAUAAUUAGACCUCUUUAAUAGUGUAUAUUGCAGUGCAAUAUGUGAAACAUUAAAAAUAAAUCAUUUGCUUUCAAACCUUUUGAUAAUACCUUGUGGCACUGCUGGUCCUUUUUGUCAGAAAAUAUAAACAUUCUUACAUUUUAUGUAUCAUGACAGUUUCCUGGCGUCUCAUGAUAUUAUAUUUUCCCAUAUCGCCCACCCCUAAAUGGAAUGCACACAGUUCCAUAAGCUGCAGUGCGUCUACCUAGCACUAGCAGGUGGGAUGAUAAACAAGAAAAGGCAAGAUGGAGGGUAUGUGAGGCUGGAAUAAUCCUGAAUCAAAGUGCCUUUUUGCACUCUGGGCUGAUGGAAGCAUCCAAGCCGAGCUUGUUGGUUCAUAUCAUAACGAGGGAAAAAGUAAACGCAAGUAUGUGUUAAUGUGCUUUUUGCAUAGGAAAGUAAAAACUUGGCCAAACUGGGCACACAUUUUAAUGAAAAGUGUAAAUGGAAUCCAGUCAAAAUAUAUCCAGAUAUGAUCCAGACAUGAAACACAUGUUAAUGCAAGGUGUUUGACAAAAGCACUGCAACAACCAGCGUAAUCUAGUAGAACCAGUAUAAUAGUAGGCACUACCUUUAAUUCUGAUCACACUGUGGAACUUCAGAGAUCAGCUAUGUUGCCUUUUGGUAGCACUUUACUGUAGGGCAGUGUUCAUAAGACAUCUACAUAAGUCCUUCAUGACAACUGAUAUAGACCUAUGUAAACAUCUCUAAACACGUAUUAAAAUAGCCGUAAUUUGUCAUAAAGGGUGCGUUUGCCAACUUUGAUGUCAGGGUGAUGUAACGUCUAUAUCAUCCAUCCAUCCAUCCAUCCAUCCAUCCAUCUAAACCGCUUAUCCUUCUGGGUCGCGGUGGGGUGCUGGAGCCUAUCCCAGCUGUCAUUGGGCGGAAGGCAGGAUACACCCUGGACAGGUAACAUCUGUAUCAGAUGACUCUUUUUUCUGACAUUAGUGUGUCAUGACUAUUUCUGGCAUUAAAUGACAGACAUCAUAGCUCAGUGUAUGUCACAGUGGCAUAAUGCUGAUAAUAUGAUAUAGCUUGGCUUGUCAGCCUGGUUGAAAAAAGUGAGCAUUUUCUUUUCUGUAGGUAUCAUGUGGCCUUAUAAACACUGCCCUGCAGUAAGGUUUUUUUUUAACUAGUGAGCAUUCAGUGUUAGGGGAAAGGGAAGCGAAGCAGCUAUGAAGUUAUCAUGGUGACUCUGAUUAAUGGUAAAAGAGACUUCCAAGAAUCUCAGUUGUGCAGCUUGCUGAGCUCUUCUGAGAUUCUGAGUUCUGAGUUUUGGGAUAAUUGUACUAAACUGGGAUGCCCGUUUAAAAGGGCUAUAUUUUUAUUUUUGCACUAUUUUAGUGUUAAUGAAUGCUGUGCCAUUUGCUGAACGUUAAAGAACUAUAACCUAAUGCACUUAAACUACAUUAAUCUUCAAGACAGCAGGACAGACUGACUUACAUCAAAUCAACAACUACACUCAGCUGCCAUUUUUAUCAGGUACACCUAUCCAUUAUUGUGUUGCGCCAUCUUUGACUUUCAGAACAGCAGGAAUUUGUCUUGGAAUAGAUUCUGGAGGUGUUGUGUAUUAUUGCUAUAAUGUGGAAAGUUUGCAUUGUCUAGCUGCUGCAUAUUAGAUGGUUCUUGCUGUCUUUCCACCUCAUCCCGAAGAUGGUCAGUGUGGUUGAGAUCGCAGAGGUUUGCAGGCCUCUGAAGCAUGAAAACGUGGCUGUCAUGUCCCUUCAUAUUUGGUGACGAUACAUGCCUUGUGACAUGGUACAUUCUUUUCUAGAAGUGUUCAUCUUCUGGAUAAACUGUAUAGGGCAUAUAUCCCUAAAUGCCAUAUAGGGAUAAACUUGGUCAGCCAACAGUGUUCACAUAUGCCAAGCAUUCAGAGGCAUUUCUGAACAUGUGGCCACCCCAGUCACACUUUUUGUAAGAAACAAAAAGGAAUUAACAUUACAUUUUAAUCAGAACAAAAAGUGCAUGUAUAUAUAACAUAAAUCUAUAAUCAAUAAAAUAAAAAUAUAAUAAUUAAAUACUACUUACUCACAGGGACCAGCUGGUGGCCUGUAGGCCCUAAGCAAGUUCUUAUAUUGCUUAUAGCAAAGAUACUGCCCCUUCAGAUGCCAUUCAGAUGUUCUUUACAUUGUUUUCACAAAGAUUCUGACAUUCACCAAUGUUCUCUUAUUUAGGAUUUGUUCUUAGGUAAUCAAGAACAAAUUUAAGAAGAAACUAUAUAAAAGAUAUUGGUGAAUGAGGCCCAUUGUUGGUAAACCACAGAUGAAAGCCAUUUGGAAGAUGGUAGGAUACCUAGUGCCACCUAUCAUUCCAUGACAGGCACCUAGGUCAAUUGAUUUGCCCACUCUAAAACUCAGAUGGACACUAGCUGACAAUCAAAACCCCUGACUCGUCGGAAUGGAAAAUUCAUGUGAAGGUGUGGGGUGUAACUUCUACACUAGCAACUCUGUGUAAAUCUUUCAGUAACUAGCGAUUUGUUAAGUAGCUCAGCUCUCAUUAUUUAAUUCCUAGAGUACUGUAAUAAUUACUGCAAUACUUGAUAACUGAUCAGUUGAGUCAGGUGUGCUAAAGUAGUGUUGGAGCAGUCCUCAGGAUCAGUUUGACAAAUCAAAAGGAGCUUAUUACUCAGUGUCUGGGCCCUCUUUGGCUGUGUAAAGUCAGAGACCACCUUUCAUUUAUAUAAUUUCCAGUCAAAAUGACCAUAAAGUACAAAGUUAUUUCUGUUCAAGAGCUUUUUCUGAGUAGAUACGCCAUAAAUAAUCCAUUUGCAUUAGGAAACUGCAACUGAAAAGUCAGAGGAAAGUAAGGAGUUUCCAAAACUGUUCAAAAAAUGACUAAAAGAUACAGAGAAAGGGCUGACCAGCUUCUAACAACCGUGCAGACACAGUAAACCACCAAAACCAUUAGAUGAGCAGUACUUAAAGCUUUCAUCUUUGAGAGAGAGGAGAAAAUCAAGCUCUACUCUUACUUCAGAUCUAAAAAAAUCCGCAGGAGUUUCUGUCCAACCUUUCACUGUGAGAAGGCCAAUGCCAUGCAUCUGAAGGGGUGUGUAGCUGUCAGGAAGCUCUUACUGAGAAAAGAAAAGGGACUGCUGGUGUUUGCAGAACACUGGACUGUCCACCCCAAAUAACUGAUUUACUGGGAAUACUUGGAUCAGGAGAAGCAGAAAAAGUAACUUUUAAGGCUGAACUUUCUUACUGUGGAAAAAUGUCUCUGAAGAUUUUCUGGAAAAUCUGAAAGCAUGUCUCUGAAAAAUGCCAGCUGUAAUAAAAGCAAAGAGUGAACACACUAAA